Molecule: messenger RNA, 4668 nt
Organism: Lutzomyia longipalpis
Lineage: Eukaryota; Metazoa; Arthropoda; Insecta; Diptera; Psychodidae
Gene: Iml1
Product: GATOR complex protein Iml1
Exons: 11
Coding region: 81-4604 (1507 amino acids)
Biological process (GO): positive regulation of autophagy; cellular response to amino acid starvation; negative regulation of TORC1 signaling
Cellular component (GO): lysosomal membrane; GATOR1 complex
Molecular function (GO): GTPase activator activity
Source: RefSeq, a predicted model, not a curated record
AUUGCAGUGGUGCUCUUUGAAAAUUUUCCGAUCAUAUGUUUUUUGUUGUUCAUGGCAGGAUUUUUUGGAUUUAAUCCAAAAUGAAACUCUUUAAACUCCACACGCAUCAAAAAUCCAACAACUCCGCUGACCUCCUGCUGCAUCCCAAGGAACACCCGGACCUUAAGUUAGGGGACAUUGUGGAAAUUUAUCAUCCGGAAGAUGAGGGAUGUCGCCUUCUCCUGCAAGUCACAACAUUUUACGAGGAGUUCCAAGGUCGAGAAACCAUCAGCGUGGAAACCAACAUUGCCACCACGUUCAAUUUGCGGAUUUAUGCUGAUAUUGUGAUACAUCGUGUUGAUCCGGAUGCCGUGGCUCUUGAUUCUGUGGAGAUAACAUUCAAAGAUCAGUACAUGGGACGUUCGGAGAUGUGGCGACUCAAAAGUCACCUUGUGAACACCUGUGUGUACAUCAAUAAGAAGAUUGAGUACUGCGAAGGAUCAAUCCGGUGUCAGGUGUAUGAAAUGUGGGCACAGGGAGACAGAGUAGCAUGCGGGAAUAUCACAGCAGAUACCAAAGUUGUGUUCAGGAGUAGUACGUCCAUGGUGUACCUUUUUAUCCAGAUGUCCUCGGAAAUGUGGGACUUUGACAUUCACGGUGAUCUCUACUUUGAGAAGGCUGUCAAUGGUUUCCUUACGGAUCUCUUUAUGAAGUGGAAGAAGCUUGGGUGCAAUCACGAAGUCACCAUUGUUCUAUUUUCACGUACUUUCUAUGCCGCAAAGAGCCUUGAUGAGUUUCCAGCACACAUGCGAGAGUGCCUUCAGAUGGACUACAAGGGGAGAUUUUACGAAGAUUUCUAUCGUGUGGCCAUUCAGAAUGAACGCAAUGAUGACUGGAGUACUAUUCUCGUUGAGCUGAGACGUCUCUUUACGGGAUACCAGAAUACUGUUCUAAAGUACCAUGAACGUCCGGACAUUGCAAUUCCACCAGCAACCAACUCCACAGCAGCUCAAGGGAAUUUUCUGGAGGUUCUCAAUAUUUCUCUUAAUGUAUUUGAAAAGCACUACCUGGACAGGAGUUUUGACCGAACGGGACAACUUUCUGUGGUCAUCACACCCGGUGUGGGUGUGUUUGAAGUAGACAGAGAACUCACGAAUAUCACAAAGCAAAGGAUUAUCGACAAUGGGGUUGGGAGUGACUUGGUGUGUGUGGGUGAACAGCCCCUUCAUGCUGUACCCCUACUAAAAUUCCACAAUAAGGAUUCGUCGCUCAAUGCUGAUGACUACUCCAUGCCGCAUUGGAUAAACUUGAGUUUCUACUCAACAAAUAAAAAGGUCGCAUAUUCAACAUUCAUUCCACGCAUAAAACUACCCCCACUGCGUCCGGAUGCAGACACAGAUGUAGAUCAAGAGAAUCAAAUAUUGAAAUUCCUCCCGGACAAUCAUACGGAGUACAUUCACAAUUCUCUCUUUGACUACGAUGCCUACGAUGCACAGAUUUUUCAAAUGCCCCCAGCACAUGGGACGUGCUCUCUACAGCGUCCACCGCGAACGAAGAAAACAUCAGUCCCAAGUUUGGAGGGGUAUUUGGCAUCUGCAAACAACGAAUGGCUAUCAACGUCUCCGCGGCAGAUUCUACGGAGAAAAAUGUCUGAUCCGGAUAUUCAUCACGGAGGGAAUAGUGUGCUGAGCAAUUUAUCCCAAGUAGACUCACCCACUAGUGCUAAUCUCUCGGAAUCCUUCAAGGCAAUCGAAAAGGCCAAUCGCAAAGGAUUCAUUGGGAAUGGAUCGGUUAUUCGACCAGGAAGGGCACUUAUUAAUCCCUUCGAUCCAUCCCACGUAACUAUCAAACUCACCAGCAAUCGUCGUCGGUGGACACACAUUUUCCCAAAAGGUCCAACGGGGGUUCUCAUUCAGCAACAUCACUAUCAAGCUGUUCCUACGACAAAAACAUGCGAAAGUGCCUACAAUGAAGUCGAUGCGAGUGAUUACGCCCACACGGCCACGUGCUCCAUAGCCGAGAGCCUUGAUGACUAUGCGGGGAUUGAGAGUGUCAGUGAGAGUGGAGGAGAUGUUGGGACACCACGGAGGAAAAUCUCAAUGCUUCACUCAGCUGCUGGUCAUUCGGUCACAGUCACCCCAUCGAAGAGUCUCACGCUCCUGUGGGGUGCAACGGGAGAACAGGAAUGGACUCCAGCUUUAACCACAGCCGGAAAGAUCAUCAUAGGGGUUGAUUGGAAAUCCUUGACAAUUCCCGCGUGCCUUCCAAUCACCACGGACUAUUUUCCGGAUAAGCGAUCCCUCCACAAUGACUACGUUGUGUCCGACUAUACGCUAUUGCCGGAAGAUGUCUAUGCGGAUUACGCCACAAAUAGGGCUGUGUCUCAGAAACCCCUGACGACUGAGCAGGUGUUUAAGGAGCUCAUUUCACAACGUCUAGCUCAGGGAUUUCAAUUAAUUGUUCUACCAGAUACAAUUAAGCAGAAACCCUCCUCAGCACCGUGCUGUGGCGGAAUACAAAUGCCAAAGUACUUUGUCCUUGGUACUCCUCCGCAGGAGGCAACCAAGGAACAUCUCCUAUCUAUCGGUAGAAUGUUCCACAGGAUCUCGCUCAGUGGUUCUGUUAUCACUGUUACGAGAUACAGACCGAGACAUCCAUAUCCACCGAUAACUGUGGACUACAGAUAUCGCUUCCAUGCACCCCAACAUGAUACUUAUGAGGUAUCCGGUGUGAAUUUUACAACAGAAAAAUUGGAAAAUUACAAUUGGAACUUCAUGGAUCAGUACAUUUGCACGCGUGGUGAUACGGAUUUCAUGCUGCAUGAAAAUCUCAAAUAUUGGCGCUACAGGAUGUACCUUUUGCCCAAAGAUCAUCCAGCUAUGAAGAAGAUACUCGAUGGAUUGACAACGAAAUGCGAUAUCUUCACGGAAAUUCAAUCGGAUUCACCAAAACAGCAAAUUGAGGAUUUUCUUCACUACGUCGAGAUGCAUUUGAAUAGAAUAAAAAGGGUUCAAUGCAAGAAGCCCCGGUUGCUCUUACAGGGAAGUCCAACGUCACAGCAGUCCCAUUUAACGAGACGUCGUCACAGCACCAGCAUUAUUUCACGUCCGGCAAAUCAGGGUUUAGGUAAUUCACCGUUCCGAGAUCGUGUUGGAAGCAAUAGGUUACCCGAAAGAGCUAGACCAAGACUGAGUGGAAAAUCUCUAGCGGCCGGAAGAGCCGUUCAGGAAGCUACGGGAAUGGUGGGUGUACCAGGAGAUUCCUUGAGUAUCGAUGACUCCGAUGAAAGCCUUGCCGUUGAGAUAAAGUUCAAAGUGACCGAUCCACUGAUGGACAUCUAUAAGGCUAUGAAACAUCCAACAACUGGUGUACCAUUCAUUGGACCAGCUCAGAGUAUGCCAUCAUGCACAUUUGUCUCUUACGAUGCACUAAAAUGGCUUCAGGAUAGAAUUGAGGGUCCAUUUGAUGCUGUAGAGAUGCUCGAGAGAAUGCGCCGAGAGAAACUAAUUUGCCAUGCAUCUGGUGAUUUUUCAAAGCCCAUCAUUGUGGGAUUUGUGCUGUACUACAUCACGAAACAAGAGAAGGAUGUAGUGCUACCUUUGGAGAACCUCAAGGCGUUUGAGAAUGAAUGGAUGGAGGUGGAAGUUGUGACACCGGAAAUGAAGCAGAUGAGCAUCCAUCCGCAUGAGGUGAAUGUUCCGGAAUUCCUUCGGGAAUCCAUUGGGAGUGUAUUCAGUGAGGCACCUCUGUACAAACAGAGCCACUUGGAAAUUGACAUUAACAACAAAAGCGAUCGAAUUGAAUGGGGACACGCGAGGUACCAUCGUGUCAUGAUUCCCGGGCAUGCUUUUGAAAUUGUGGCCCAGUGGGUGAUUGCAUCGGGACCAAUUGUGUAUGAUUUGAUCUACGGAUGGAGUCGCAAGGCAACUCAGUGUGGAUUUCAACUUGUUGCAAUUCCCGCCGAUCCACUGGCGGAGCCUUUUACGGAAAAAUCCGAUCCACUUCGUGGGCCAAUUUUCAUUCCAUUGGACACUGAAUGCUUGAAGCAGAAGAGGGAUUUUCUCUUUGAGGAAUUCAAGAAGGACACGUGGGCGACGCGACUUCUUCUCUUCCAGGAGGCCAUUUUGGCACGCUUUGGCUUCAUGCCGUGCGCCGUGGAGACUAAAGCGGGCUCAAAUCAAGCCUCACUCGACUUCCAGUAUGUUCACUGUUCGGGAAAUAUGUUUGUGCUGGUGCCGUCACCCCAUCAGGGACUCCGAUCACGUCAAAGGCUCGCCUCUGGUGGAUCGCAGAAGAAGCCGAAUUUUGUGAAGCACUACCCCGUUACCACGGACACCCAGAGCCCUCAUGAAGCCUACAUAACGCGACAUGUGAGUGGGAAGAACAAAGACGAUAUGGAUACGAUAAGAAAGACAGGAUUUCUCUGGUCAUGGAAUCACAUGGUGCCCAAUAAGAAGUGGAAGUCACUUGUGAUUAACAACUCCCCGGAUGGUGAGAUAAUUCAGCUGCGUAUGCUGCGAGACUUUAAGAACUUCUGCACCAAUCAGGAUCAGAGGCUCAUUGCAUUUUGGGAUCAUUGCUGGGAGCUCAAGGAGAAGGCUUCCACGCAGACAACCAGCGAAUAGGUGUAAGCAAACAGUCAAUUUCCUCUCCUUUUGAUACUGUGAAUAUGAGAUUUUAUUAGCGCAA